This is a messenger RNA of Oreochromis niloticus (Nile tilapia), 1767 nucleotides long. RefSeq lists its product as uncharacterized. NCBI's taxonomy places the organism in Eukaryota, Metazoa, Chordata, Actinopteri, Cichliformes, Cichlidae. The coding region runs from base 1 to 738 and encodes 245 amino acids. The record is from RefSeq and is a predicted model, not a curated record. The transcript is spliced from 12 exons.
AUGACUGGAUCCACAUGUAACAUCAACACAUCAGAGUCAGAUACUGGAGUGUACUGGUGUGAGUCUGGAUCAGGAGAGUUCAGCAGUGCAGUCAACAUCACUGUACAGAUAACUGGACGCAGUUCAUCUCCUGUGUGGUUGAUGGUUGGACUGGUUUGUGGAGUCUCUCUCAUUAUUAUUCUCCUGCUCUUGUUGUAUCGCUGCAGACAGUCCAAGUAUUCCUGCUUCACCAGGUCGAUCCAGUCUGAGAGUCACAGUCCGGGCUCCUCCACAAAUCAUGGAGUCAACCAGGAUGAAACUCAUGUGUACGACUCUCUUCAACAUGGUACUGCUGACACCUAUGAAUCAGUCACGCAAGUGACAAACAGAAAUGAUUCCUGCUUCACCAGGUCGAUCCAGUCUGAGAGUCACAGUCCGGGCUCCUCCACAAAUCAUGGAGUCAACCAGAAUGAAACUCAUGUGUACGACUCUCUUCAACAUGGUACUGCUGACGUCUAUGAAUCAGUCACACAAGUGAAAAACAGAAAUGGUUCAGAUGAAUAUGAUGACGUCACCUCAUCUCUUAUUGAGUUUAAAGAUCUUAGAACUAAGAAUACAGAGUCUGCCUGCGCCUUCUACACAAAUCCUAUAAGGUGGGACAGGCAUGAGGGGCAGCCAGUGACCCCUCACACACGUCCUUAUGCUGAUAUCCAGGGCAGCUGUGGUCCAGCCAUCCCAUACACCCAGUUCCUCAGGUGAGGGGGGCUAGGGCCCAGUUGAUCCCUGCUCCAGUUCCCAGGCCGGCUGAAGCUCUGCUAGUCCCUGCACCCGUACCUGUUCUUCGGGUAGGGACAGCAGCUGCCCAGCUGUCGCCGGUGCCUGUUCCGGUUCCCAGGGUGAGGCUAGCCAGGACACAGCCUACCUCUGCACCCGUACCUACUCCGCGGGUGGGAGCAGCUAGUGCGCAGCAGGCCCCUGCACCUGUUUCUGACCCCGCUGGAGGCUCAGGUGGGCCCGUCCAGCAGUUUUCUUCAGGUUCCGUAGGCUCAGAAAACCUAGCUCCGCCAUCUGCUCAUCCAGCACCUCACCCACCAUUACUACCAUCGUUACAACAGUCAAUACAUCUUAAACUUCUAUCCAUAGCUCAAACAUUAGCUCACCUAUCAGCCCAGUCACCAGCUCCGUUACCUCCUCAGUCAUUUAGUCAGCUGCCUGUACCUGCUGGAGGGUCCGAGGGGCCCGUUCAGCCACACCGUCUGGUCCUGCCUCACCUCGUCCUGUCCGGCCUUCAGCGUCGCCGCCGUUGCUUUUCGCACGGUCGGCCUCCUGACCUAAAAUGUUCUCGACUGUUGUGCUGUCGACCUGCAGGCCGGCACCCUGAACCUUUUCGAGACCGUUACCUGGGCCCCUGCGCCUUUCAUGGACUUUUUGUUUGUUUCAUUUUGAACUGUUCCUAGGCCUCAGUGCUGUUGGUCUCUGGCUCAUGUUUUUGGUUUGUCUCGAGCUAUGUGUUGGUGUGCCUGGGUCAUUGAUCCAGAGUUUUGAGUUUUCAUUAUUAUAGUACUUUGGUUUUUGCCUUUAUUUAUAAUUUCUAGUCUUUUGGUUUCUUUGUCAGAGUUGUGCCUUCUGGGUUCUGUUCUGUUCCAUAGUUGCUGUCUCCCUGUGUCAAGUCUGUUAUGUUAUGUUUCCUGUUUUACUUUGAAGGACCUUGUCUUUUUAUAUUGUCUUUCCAGUUCGAGCCCCAGCUUGGACAGUCUUGGUCGUUGUGUCCUUGGGCAAGACACUUCA